AUGAUGGGAACCUCUACUAGACACCGUCUGUCAUUCCGAGCCUUCGUGGCGAAGCAAAUCCAACAACUUCUUGUUCUCUGUAUCGUGUGCGUUGCACUAUAUGUUUCGCUCAACAAACUUACAAAUGUGUCACCUGAGCUUCUUCUGGAAUCGAACAAGUUUCCACGAAAGAUCUGGCAAUCCUGGAAGGUCGACCCAACACGAUUCGAGACCAGAGAUGUUGAACGAGCCAGGACUUGGACGGUCAAGAAUCCGGGUCAUCGAUACGAAGUCUUGACAGACGACAACGCCGAUCACUAUGUGGAACAUCAUUAUGGACCACUGGGACUGAACAGACCCGACAUAAUCAGCGUAUACAAAUCGCUGAACGCCAAGAUCAUCAAGCAAGAUCUGCUGCGGUAUCUUAUCAUGUACGUCGAAGGCGGUUUGUACGCCGAUAUCGACGUGGAAGCUAUCAGGCCUAUCAGAAAGUUCAUUCCUGUAAUAUACGACGAAGCCGAGGUUGAUAUGGUCAUCGGGAUUGAGGUUGACGAGCCGAGUUUCGCCUCUCACCCAGUCCUAGGUUCCAAAGCGCAAUCGUUUUGCCAAUGGACCUUCAUGUGUAAACCAAGACUAUCCGUCAUGAUGCGCUUGAUCGAGAACAUCAUGAAGUGGCUCCACGAACUGUCACGGAAACAGGGCAAGCCGAUCUCAGAGCUUCACCUUGAUUUCAACGAAGUUCUGACUGGAACCGGUCCUUCAGCUUUCACAAAAGCAAUACUCGCAGAGAUGUCAAAGACCGUUGGCAAGACCGUAUCCUGGAGCAGGUUUACCGAUCUUACAGAGGCAAAGCUCGUCGGGGGUAUCUUGGUCCUGCCUGUGGAAGCAUUUGCUGCUGGGACAGGCCAUUCGGAUUCGGGCAACCACAAAGGUAGAGGCGCAAUGGUGAAACAUCAUUUCCACGCUUCAUCCUGGCCAUCGAACCAUCCUCGCUUCAAGCAUCCCGUGUAUGGCGAGGUAGAGAGAUGCAAUUGGGAUAUGGAAUGUGUGAAGCUGUGGGAUGCCAAUACGGCAUUCUUCGAUGGCCUUCCCGAAGAGGAGCGUCUGAAGAUCAUCAAGAUCAAAGAGNNCAAGAGCCAUGGGACCAUCUGUUCCNNACAACCAGUAGCGCAAGAUGUGUCUGUCAAUGAAGUAGCGAGAGCCGAAGAAAAAGUGUCUCCAGCAGACUCACUUGCAGACACGUCGUCGGGAGAGUCUUCUCCAGAGGAUCUCAUCGCACAUCCGGAUACCGCUGAAGACUCGACACCUCUCCAAGUAUCGUCUGAUACAAAUCCUCCGGUCGAUCUAAAGCUGUUGGAUCCAUCGCUUCAGGGAUCUCAAGUCGAGCAUUUGCCCAUGGAGGACUCCGUGUUACCAGCGGAGGUUGUGGCGCCAGCGCCAAACCAGAAUCACCUUGAGAUAAGAGUUCUGGACACGAGACAAAUAGAAUACAGCGACUCAGAGUUGACGCCAGGAUUGACUCCAGGUCUGGAUCUGUCGUGA
Aureobasidium uvarum is the source of this 1521-nucleotide messenger RNA. NCBI's taxonomy places the organism in Eukaryota, Fungi, Ascomycota, Dothideomycetes, Dothideales, Saccotheciaceae. The record is from the annotation of a GenBank genome assembly.